Messenger RNA from Paramecium tetraurelia, 672 nucleotides. RefSeq lists its product as uncharacterized. Lineage: Eukaryota; Ciliophora; Oligohymenophorea; Peniculida; Parameciidae. The transcript has a single exon. The record is from RefSeq and is a predicted model, not a curated record.
AUGAAAUUCUUUUGGCAUCUAAAAAAACUACUUGUACAAACUGCUGAACCUGUACAACCUGCAGAACCUGUGCAACCACCCCAACCUGCUCAACCUAAAGAAUACCCUAUUGCCUUAAUAAUUGGAGAAGCUGGGGUUGGUAAAACAAAAUUCUAUAAUAAAAUAAAUGAUACGGAAGCCUUGUAAUAUGAAAUUGUAGAUACAAUCUCAUUUGAUUUUAAGAAUGAUAUUGAAUACAGGGAGUAGCAAAUAUCAGAAUUUUAAAGUAUAUUUGAUAGCAAACCAAAUAAAGUGGCUACAUUAUUCUUUGUUGUAAAGUUUGAAAGAACUGAUUUAAUGAAAAGGUCUAUACUGAAUAUUUAUCCCUACUUUAAGAAGUUUUAGAGUUAAAUAACCCUUGUGGUUACUCAUUUUGAUUUAAGUGAUGACUAGGAAUAAGAUAAAAUCGAUUUAUAAAGAGCAUUCAAAAUGUUUAAAGCAAAGUCAAUUCUAUUUGUUGAUCAAGAGGCAACUAAAGAAGAAUUAAUUGAUCAAAUAAGGGCUUCAGAUUGUUUAAUUCCUAUUGAAGAAGGCUAUUAAUUUGAUUUAACUGAUACGAUAUUUGAAAAGCAUAAUGAGUAAGAAGGAUAGGAAAUGAUGAAUGCUUUAUAACAGAUGACUGUAAGAUCGUGA